This is a messenger RNA of Dermochelys coriacea (leatherback sea turtle), 5481 nucleotides long. It is a transcript of the gene ANKRD13C, whose product is annotated as ankyrin repeat domain 13C. Gene Ontology annotation, molecular function: protein binding. Bases 269 to 1825 code for a protein of 518 amino acids. Lineage: Eukaryota; Metazoa; Chordata; Testudines; Dermochelyidae. The transcript has 13 exons. Gene Ontology annotation, cellular component: cytoplasm. The record is from RefSeq and is a predicted model, not a curated record.
GGGCCGCUGUGCUCUCGCGAGACCGCUUCGACAAGAUGGCGGCGCGGCCGAGCCGCUGAGCGGAGCGGAGCGGAGCGGGGCGGGGGGGAGGCAGGCAGGCAGGUCAGGCUGUCGGCUCCCCUGAGCCUGCUGCGUCCGGGCUGUUUCCGGUGGGGGAUGCUGACGGGACGGGACUCGCCGCCGCGGCUCUGAGUGCCUCGUCCCCCCCGCAGCGGCUCCGGCGAGUCUCCCCGGCGGGGCCCCCCCGUCCCCGGGGCCGCCGCUGGCGAUGACCGGAGAGAAGCUGCGCUCGCUGCGCAGGGACCACAAGCCCAGCAAGGAGGACGGGGACCUGCUGGAGCCUGGCGAGGAGGAGGCGGCGCCCGCGCCCGGAGGCGUCUUCACGGGGGGCCGCGGGAGCAGCGGCAAGGGCGGCCGCGCGGGGGGCCACCGCAUCUUCAGCAACCACCACCACCGGCUACAGCUGAAGGGGGCCCCGGCCCCCGCCACCCCGGCGGGAGUCAGCCUCGCCGCGGAGCCCGACAAGUGCCCGGGGCACUUCCCGGUACACGAGUGCGUCUUGAAGGGGGACGUGAGGCGGCUCUCGGCACUGAUCCGCACGCAGGGCAUCGGCCAGAAGGACACUCACGGAAACACUCCGUUACAUCUUGCUGUGAUGUUGGGAUAUAAAGAAUGUGCACACUUACUUUUGGCCCACAAUGCUCCAGUAAAGGUGAAAAAUGCUCAGGGAUGGAGUCCUCUUGCAGAAGCCAUCAGCUAUGGAGACAGACAAAUGAUUACAGCACUCCUAAGGAAGCUGAAGCAGCAGUCCAGGGAAAGUGUUGAAGAAAAGCGACCUCGAUUAUUAAAAGCCCUGAAAGAGCUAGGUGACUUCUAUCUAGAACUUCACUGGGAUUUUCAAAGUUGGGUGCCUUUACUUUCCCGAAUUCUGCCUUCCGAUGCGUGUAAAAUAUACAAACAAGGUAUAAAUAUCAGGCUUGACACAACUCUCAUAGACUUUACUGACAUGAAGUGCCAACGAGGGGAUUUAAGCUUCAUUUUCAAUGGUGAUGCAGCACCCUCUGAAUCUUUUGUAGUUUUAGACAAUGAACAAAAAGUUUACCAGCGAAUACAUCAUGAGGAAUCUGAGAUGGAAACGGAGGAGGAAGUUGACAUUUUAAUGAGCAGUGAUAUUUAUUCAGCAACAUUAUCAACCAAAUCAAUUACCUUCACGCGUGCCCAAACAGGAUGGCUUUUCAGAGAAGACAAAACAGAAAGAGUAGGAAACUUCUUGGCAGACUUCUACAUGGUCAAUGGACUUGUUUUAGAAUCUAGGAAAAGAAGAGAACAUCUCAGUGAGGAGGAUAUUCUUCGAAAUAAGGCCAUCAUGGAAAGCCUGAGUAAAGGUGGUAACUUGAUGGAACAAAAUUUUGAGCCUGUCAGACGACAGUCCCUUACUCCACCUCCACCCAACACAAUUACGUGGGAAGAAUACAUAUCUGCUGAAAAUGGAAAAGCUCCUCACUUGGGUAGAGAGCUGGUGUGCAAAGAAAGCAAGAAAACAUUUAAAGCCACAAUAGCCAUGAGCCAGGAAUUUCCCUUGGGAAUUGAAUCAUUAUUGAAUGUUUUAGAAGUAAUUGCACCCUUCAAGCACUUUAACAAACUUAGAGAAUUCGUUCAGAUGAAGCUUCCACCAGGCUUUCCUGUAAAGCUAGAUAUACCUGUGUUUCCCACCAUCACAGCCACUGUGACGUUUCAGGAGUUUCGCUAUGAUGAGUUUGACGAAUCCAUCUUCACUAUUCCUGAUGACUAUAAGGAGGACCCCAGCCGUUUUCCUGAUCUCUGAUUUACUGGAAAGUUAAUAACAAUACCAGCAUACCACAGUGGAAGCAAGUGGAUGCAAAUAGCCCACAGAUACAGUUAUAGAAGUGGGUCAAAAUGGAAGAGAGAAACUUUUUUUAAAUGAUCCAGAAGAAAAGGGAACACACGUAUGACUGAUGUACUGAAAUUGACUAUAGUGGUCAUCUAAUCUAGUAUCUGAAUUACAGCAAGUCUCCUGAUGUGUCAUUUACACUUUUAUACAUAAAGUGCUGCAAGUGAGAUAGUUUGACACCUCAGUGACUCUAAGGAUACUUUAACAGCUGUGAGGACUGUCAUUUGUUUAUAAUUUUUUUACAUUUGUUCUUUGUGAUACAAAAAGCACUCUUGGACCAUUAGUGCAAAAACUGAAAUGUCUUAGCUGGAUAUUAGCCCUUUAAACAUCCCACCUUACACAAGGUGAUCUUAUAAUAUUCUUUCAAGCUGUUUCCAUAAAUUGUAAACUAUGUAACAUUAUGUAUAGUUCAGUAAUUUGAAUGUUAGUUGAACAUAUAUUAGAAGGAAUGCAUUUUUUGUAGAUGAAUGAACCAAAUGGUAACCAUUACACAAUUGCAUUUACACAUUGCAAUACACUUCAGAAAUAGCAUUCACUCUGCAGGGAAUAAGGUACCUCCUUUAGCACCUUAGUGCAAUCCAUUGUGGUGCUAUUUGUGUUUUUGUCUGACCUGUUAAUUUUUUCACUGCAAGUUGUUUACUAAUUUUCUUUUCAAAGAAUUUGCAAAUACUCCCUCCCUCUCACUCCUCUGCUGAUUUAAAAAUCCUUGCUGUUGAUUAGCAUUCUUGGAGAUUCUUUAUCUAUCUAGAAAUUGCAUUACUUGCAUUAUUUUACUCUUGGUUAGGAGACUUGCUCCAUAAUACCCUGGUUGAUGUGCAGCUAUCUUAUAUUGAUGUGGAGCAGCACACUGGAACAUAUUGGAUGCAUUAAGACACAAUCUCAGACGUUAGAGAGGUUAAGUGAAAUAAAACUUAUUUCUUGAAAACCUAGUGUAAUUGUAGGGCACAUUUAAUAGGACUCACAAUAGAAAAAUUAAAAAUGUGCACUUUUUCAAUACUUAGGGUGUAACUUCCCUUGCCAUAUAAUGGAGUAUGUUUACUUUUUAAAAUAGGCUUUAAAAUCAGGAAUUGUUUUGGCUUCUUUAACUUCCACUGUCCUAAAUUUGAAGGUAAUCUAGCUUUAUUUUGCUAGAAAGAAUGUGUGCAACUGGCUGUUAGUGCCAAUUGUUUGUAUGAGAUUUAGCUUCAAGUGCUGUGGUGCAAGUGUACAGAAAUGUAAAUUUUCAAAAUUGUUUUGUGCACCCGAGCUAAACUACUUUUACUAAAAAUCAAUACAGUAAAUGUUAGUUCAUUAUAGAUAUUAGUUUAUCAAUGCUUAGUAAAAGUAACCAAUCUUACUAAUCAGGUGGAUGAUGAAAUAAGAUAGCUAAAUCAUGAUACAGUAAAAGCAGACUUGUCAGCCACAUUGAUUUUAUUGGGAAAUGGUUAAAGUAGAAUUCUUUCAAAGGGCGUUGCCCCGUCUAUAUAAAAUCCAAAGAGGCUGCCCUAGGGAAUUACAAUAUCCACAGUUUAAGGAGUCCUAUUGUCUCACCCUCAAUAGCAGUUACCUAAAUGGACUGACAGGAGGAAAUAAGGAUGGUUGCUCCAUUCCAGUAGUGUUUUAAACCUGUAAAAGGUUAACACUUGCCUAUCUACAUUGCAGAUUGGUGACUGAUGAUACACUAGAGAGAAAUUGAUCAGUUCUGAAUGAAAAUAAAAAGCACUAGUGAAAUGUAAAAUUGUUGUAGUUAUUCCCAAAGUACCUAACCAAUUACAGGUGUUGAACAUUAGGAGUGAUGAGUUGUUCUUCCAGCUAAUUAUGCGUUCCUCAGGUUUGACAUUGAUUACAUGAAUUGGUACCUACCUUGCAUCCUCCCUUGGCAUCAGCUGAAAUCCUUAGCAAUAACUGAGACAGAAUUUGUAGAUGGAGACAGAAUUAUCUUGUCGGCUCUGUAGGUCAAGGUUAAGCUUCCAUAGGGCACGUUAUAGGAACUUACACUGCCACCCUAGCUAUAACUGUUCUAAGGAUAGGUUUCAGAGUAGCAGCCGUGUUAGUCUGUAUUCGCAAAAAGAAAAGGAGUACUUGUGGCACCUUAGAGACUAACCAAUUUAUUAGAGCAUAAGCUUUCGUGAGCUACAGCUCACUUCAUCGGAGUGCAUCACGAAAGCUUAUGCUCUAAUAAAUUGGUUAGUCUCUAAGGUGCCACAAGUACUCCUUUUCUUUUUGUUCUAAGGAUAAAUGAUGAGAGGGCUUCAGUAUCCAGUACUGUCAGUCCAGCAUGGGUGACAACCCCUAAACCUGUUCCUACAAUUUGUAUUUCUGAAACUAAUGAAUACACCUCACAAUUUAACUGUAUGGCAAUUUCUGCAAAGAGAAAUUGGGAUGUUUCUCAAUGACACAUCAAUAGUUGAUCAAAUUUUUCUUAGUAUUACAAGAAAGGAACUAGUACUUUGAUGUAAAAAAAACAAACCAAUGCACAAACCUGUAUCAUAAAAGCUGCAUCCAUAGGAAGAGAUGCUGGAAGCGGAGAGGUUUAUAUUAAAGGCAAUAUAACUGGAUUUUUUUUGGGGGGGGGAGUGUUAAAUAAGCCUUGAAACAAAAUGAAGGGCACAAUCCACCUGUGGUAUGUGAGAUCAGUAGUGGGCCCGAAGAGAGGACUACCUUUUCCUCUAAUGAACUGUUUGAUUUAAAACUCAUUGCGGUCUAUGGAAACAUGAUAUCAAUGGGCUUUGGAUCAAGCCUUACAUUCAUUAAAAUGUCUCCUGAUAUACAAUUAGGAAUCAUUUGACUGUAACCAGCUUUUGUUUCAGACCAGUUGCUAUUAGAUUCCAGUGACCGCCUCAAUCAAAUUUUAAGUAAGAAGUAGCAGAGUUGCUUGCAUCUCAAAUCCUUUGGGGAUACUAUAAUCUGUCUCGACAUUCCCAGUGAUGAAUUUCAAAACACAGCUAGUGAAAUGUGCACUUUCAAGAGUGGCUUCCUAAAUAAUACACAGAAGGCACAAGUCUUAGCAAAUGAGGGAUGAUGUGCGAGUACAGUGUUGUAGACCAGCAUCUAUAGUAUAGCAGGAGUAAACAGACAUAGCUUUCUUUCGUUUCCCUCCUGCCAAGUAAAGGAUAAUUUUGUCCCCUCUAGAGUGCAGCCACAGUACUUUUACAGAAUGCAUCUAGCACAGCUUGCUUCCGCAGCGUAACAAUGAACAUGUCAUGUAAUAGUUUGAAAACUUUACAUAUGCAUGUAAAGGGAUUUGUUACAAAAAGAUACACUGGAAUGUGAACCUGAUUGUUCAUUUGAAAAAGCAUGACAUUUCUGGAAGUACACUAUUUGUAUAUCAACCAAAGCUUAAUACUGCUGGGAAAACAACAAAAAUGUUCAUCUUCCACUAUCAUCGACAUUUUAAAACGCACAAGAUUUAGAGAUGCAAGUUAUGAAUAAUUCCAUAUCAGUUUUGAAAGUCAAGCUUUUAAAUUUUCAAGAUUCCUCACUGUGUGGGGAGGAGGAAUCUCACAGCAAAAUUGAAGAAAGCCUAAAUGUUAAGUACUUUUUAAAAAUUAGCAGUUGGAUCUGGACUGAAAUGUUUGAUUCAGAAUAUU